AUGACGCUCCUUAUGUAUCGUGGGUCGGGGAGGAAGAGGAACCGGGCACUCGAUAAGAGGGACACGUUCAACUUUGAGGAACUGGAGAAGAAGGCGAAAGACACGAAGAAGUGGAUUCAUCCCAACCUUCGAUUCGAAGAGAUAGUGAAGAAUAAGACGCCCCAGCCUUGUUCACUCAACGACUUCAUGGAUUACUUGGUGUACGUUGAGUAUGAAGCCGAGACUCUUCAGUUCUUCCUCUGGUAUUGCGACUAUAUCAAGCGAUGGAUGGAACUCUCGCCCAAGCAAAAGUCCAUGGCGCCUAAGUGGGACCCCGAAAACAAGCGUCCUGUCACUUCCCAUAGCCGUAAUGGUAGCCUCAGAGAGAAGGCAAAGAUGGGCACCAUCCUCGACAUCCUGGAUGGAGAGGAGCAGCAAAGCACCGGGGAAGUCUCCAACCUCAAAAUCAGUGCCCAGCCUUACCGUCAUGAAGUGAAUGAGAUCCUUCGCCACUACAUCAUGUCUGGCUCUCCACGACAGCUCCAGCUGUCUGCGGCGGACAGGGCGGCCUGCGUGCACGCAGCUGAGCACACAACCCACCCAUCAGCCCUCCUUCCGGCCUUCAUCAGCGCCGAAGCCGUGCUUCGCGGGGAGCUACAUCCCAACUUCAUCCACUGGAGCAUCAGCAAUUCCAACAGGGCCCUCAUGUUUCUCAUUCGAGGAGCCAACACAUUCAUGCUUUUGCAGCCCUGGCCCUCGACGUCGUCUUCAUCGUCAUGGACUGGCCUCGGCUCUGGCGCCUCAUCACCGGUCCGCUGUGGGUCAUGGCGCUCUGUAGCCUCAUCGCGUCGGCCAGCGGCAUGUGCAUGUUUUUGCACUUCAAGAAUAGGAAGCAGCUGCGCCUGGGAGCAGCCCUCGGACAUUGAGACGGAGAGUUUUCGGAAAUCCAAGAGACAUUUGCGAAAGAACACGGCCGACUCGGUCAUGAGCUUCGUGGAUCCCCUGCGCAAGGCGUCUCUGCAAUCUCUAGGAGGCAAGAACGACUUUUCGGACGAGGAGUGGGUGAGCAAGUACGAGAACAAGUCGGUAUUUGCUCGGAUUACAGAUUCCACCGUGCCUAUACAGAACCGUCAUGUCAUCGUCUUGCAGGAUGGUGUUAUUGCGGGCUCUAUGCUCUGGGGAACCCUUCUCGGCGUUGGCAUCACCGUGGGCCUUAUUUUUGUGCCCUCUAUCCCCGACAUGUUUAGGUGA
Messenger RNA from Parascedosporium putredinis, 1230 nucleotides. Lineage: Eukaryota; Fungi; Ascomycota; Sordariomycetes; Microascales; Microascaceae. The record is from the annotation of a GenBank genome assembly.